Aspergillus ruber CBS 135680 is the source of this 1128-nucleotide messenger RNA. RefSeq names its product tyrosine protein phosphatase LTP1 (gene ltpA). The record is from RefSeq and is a predicted model, not a curated record. Gene Ontology annotation, biological process: protein dephosphorylation. The transcript has 2 exons. Gene Ontology annotation, molecular function: non-membrane spanning protein tyrosine phosphatase activity; acid phosphatase activity. The coding region runs from base 250 to 834 and encodes 194 amino acids. Gene Ontology annotation, cellular component: cytoplasm. Lineage: Eukaryota; Fungi; Ascomycota; Eurotiomycetes; Eurotiales; Aspergillaceae.
GUCAAUGCAACAUCGAUCAUCUAGUAUUUAGUGUCCUUUAUUCACCCUAGCCUAUAACAAUUGGUCUCGUAUAGUCGUGGACUAUGCGUCUGUCCUAUUCUCGUAUUCGUAUUGCUCCGCAUUUCACGUGAGACACGCGCCAUUAUCGAUAAAGCUCUUUCACCCCACCUCGCUAUCAACAGACCAGCUUCGACGCUCUGCUCAUACUACCAUACCACCAAAGUAUCACACGGCUCCAGAGACAUCACUAUGUCUAACAACCCGGUCAAUGUUCUCUUCGUCUGCCUCGGCAACAUCUGCCGUUCCCCCAUGGCCGAAGGCGUCUUCCGCAACGUUGCCUCCUCCCACCCCCAAAUCAACGAAAUCGACUCCGCCGGUACAGGCGCGUACCAUGUUAUGGAACCCCCAGACCCGCGCACAAUGACCACCCUACGCUCCCACGGCAUCAAGAACUACAACCACGCCGCUCGCAAAGUUACUCGCGAGGACUUCCUGACCUUCGACUACUUGCUCGCCAUGGACAAGUACAACCUACGCGAUCUGCUGGAUGAGAGGGCUGCCGUGCUUGCGACGUUGGGUAAAGGUGGCGGGAAGAAGGGGAGUAAGGCUGCUGCGGCGGCGGCGGCGGCGGCAACGAAUGGGGAGGAUGUUAAGGUUGCGGAGGUGAGGCUGUUUGGGGAUUUUGGGAAGGGGGGUGUUGUGCAUGAGCGGGUCGGUGGGGGUGAAGUUGUGCAGGAUCCGUAUUAUGGUGGGACGAAUGGGUUUGAGGAGGUUUAUCAGCAGGUGGUGAGGUUUUCCGAGGGGUUUUUGGAGCAUGUGGAGAAGAGACAGUAGGUUUUGUGAUUAGGAUGAUUUAUGAUUGCACAGAUACCCUCGAUAGAAUAGACAGCGUGAACCGUGUAGACCAAUUCGGAGCUUCAAGCCUCGACAUAUCCAUUCAUGCCUUCGGUACCAUGCCUUCGGUAUCAUGCAAACCUCCAAUUUAGCCGCGGACAACUUGAAGGUUUCCGAGGCUUCUUUGUCGUCCAGUUGAUACUUCCUUUUCUUAGGCGUGCUCUUUCUAACAAUGCUGUUGAUUGUUCGGCUGGGAGUCGUGUAGGUGCCGGUGUACAUGUGCUUGCAAAGCUA